UCCAGCCGCCGUAAUGACGUCAGCUUUACGUCGACACGGAGAGGAAAAACUCAAUUCAAACUUCUCCUCUGAUUUGUUUCCAUGACAAACAGCAGGUUCAGCGACUUUAGCAAGACGUUGAAUUUCACAUGAAGCCGUGACUUUGUGAGUUUACUUAUAAAGCGAGCCGUGCUGUUUCUCCUGGAGCUUUUCUUUACAUUUAUUUGACCGACUCUCUCCGGCCCGAAGAAGAGACCGCCGCCGGGAGCUGCCGGUGGAGCGGACACCUGACAGCCAUCAUGUCAGGUUUAGCAUUACAGAGCGGGAACAUGCGAAGGCUGGACGAGGUGGACAUUCUCGACCCGGAGUUUCAACAGCGCCUAGAGGACGCUCGCACUCUCCUCAGGCAGGAAAUCCAGCGUGAGCUGAAGAUCAAGGAGGCAGCCGAGAGGAUGCGGAGAGCCGUCACCAACCGCAAGAGCGCAGCACACGUGGAGGACCAGCUGAAGGCCUCGAGCCGCAAGCUGGAGAAGUUACACUGGGAGCUGCAGGAGCUGAAUGCCAGGUCUAUGGCUACAGAGAAGGACAGCACCACAGGUUCCUCGGAUGAAGUCGACAACCAAUCGGCCGAGUCGUGCCAGUGGGAAGAGGUCACGUCACCUCUGGCCAGUCGAGUCCGGACCCUGAAGAAACAGCUCACCAUGGAAACCAAAGUCAAACAGGGAGCUGAGAACAUGAUCCAGACCUACACCAACAGCUCAGUCAAGGACAGAAAGAUGAUGUCCACAGCGCAGCAGAUGCUGCAGGACAGCCGCACUAAGAUCGAGCUCCUCCGCAUGCAGAUCAUCAAAGUCAGUCAAGCCAAAGACGGAGAGCGGGAAGGCUCACAGGGUCAGCCUGACGUGACCAUCAGCUCUCUGGAGCUGCGUGUGGCUGAACUCAUGCAUCACAUGAAGAUUGAAUCGGCCGUCGCAGAAGGAGCCAAGAAUGUGGUUAGACAGCUGAGUGGGAGGAAGGUCCAGGAUCGCAGGAUACUGGCAGAGGCUCAAGCCCGCAUGGAGGAGUCGUCUCAGAAGGUGGAUUUGUUGCGUCUCUCUCUGGAGAGGCGUUUAAGCGAGCUGCCUCCGGAUCAUUCCAAACAAGUCGAGAUCAGAGAGGAGCUCACGACGGGAACGUCUCCUCUGUUUGGAACGCCGAAGAAACGAUCCAACGGCCCGUCUGCGUGCCCCUCCUCCUCCUCGUCUUUCUUCAAACCAGCCAGUAUAACAGGUCGUUUGGAGGUGUGUUUGAAAGGCUGUCAGAGCCUGUUGGAGUCUGUUCCGGGUCGAGGUCGUGUCACAAGCGUCUCUGCGAACCCGGGACACGUCUCAGACGGGAAGUCCCUAAAGGUGAGAUCCGGCCUAUCAGGGCGCAGCGCCAACGGGAAGUCCAUGAAGGCCGACGAGCUCUCCGCUGAGGUGAGUGUGGUGUUAAAGGUCGACAACAGGGUCGUCGGUCGAACACACUGGAGACCACUGGGAAACGAGGCCUGGGAUCAGAGCUUCAGCAUCGAACUGGAACGGUCCAGGGAGCUGGAGAUCGCUGCAUACUGGAGAGACUGGCGAGCGUUGAGUGGGGUGAAGUUUCUGCGUCUGGAGGACUUUCUGGAUAACCGUCGCCAUGGGAUGUGUCUGCAGCUGGAGCCUCAGGGCGUCCUAUUUAUCGAGGUCACAUUCCUCAAUCCUGUCAUCGAGCGCUACAAACUCCAGAGACAGAGGAGGAUUUUCCCAAAAGAGAAAGGGAAGGACUUCUUGCGUGCGGCUCAGAUGAACAUGAACUUUGCCACGUGGGGUCGUUUGAUGAUGAGCAUCCUCCCUCCCUGCAGCUCUCUGGAGCCCAUGAGCCCUCCGUUAGCCGGCCCGAAUGCCGGCUCUGCAUCCUCCAUCACCUCUCCUCCGAGGGUGAAUCUGAACUUUACUGAAGAACAAGCUGGCAGAUCUCCACAUCGCUCGAUAAAGAACAAAGACUCUCCCAUGUCUCCUCCAGAGAACAAGAGCCCGAAGCCAAAGAGACAACCGUCCAUCCAGCCGACACCACAACGGGACGAGGGGCUUCAGAUGGAAGACUUCAACUGUAUCUCUGUGCUCGGACGAGGUCACUUUGGAAAGGUGCUGCUAGCAGAAUAUAAGAAGUCGGGGAAACUUUAUGCCAUCAAAGCCCUGAAGAAAGGCGACAUCGUGACACGAGACGAAGUCGACAGCCUGGUGUGUGAGAAGCGGAUCUUUGAAGUGAUAAACGUCUCCCACCAUCCAUUCCUGGUGAACCUGUACGGCUGCUUCCAGACCGCCGACCACAUGUGCUUCGUGAUGGCGUACUCACCUGGAGGAGACCUGAUGACUCACAUCCACACGAGCAUCUUCACCGAGAAACAAACCCUAUUUUAUUCUUCGUGCGUGCUGCUCGGCCUCGAGUUCCUCCACCAGCACAAAAUCGUUUACAGAGAUCUGAAGCUGGAUAAUCUGCUGAUGGAUGCAGACGGCUACGUCAGGAUUGCAGACUUUGGUCUCUGUAAAGAAGGUAUGGGUCACGGGGAUCGAACCUCCACGUUCUGUGGCACACCCGAGUUUCUGGCCCCGGAGGUUCUGACAGACAACAACUACACCCGCUGUGUGGACUGGUGGGGGCUGGGGGUGCUCAUCUAUGAGAUGAUGGUGGGGGAGUCUCCGUUCCCAGGUGAUGAUGAGGAGGAAGUGUUCGACAGCAUCGUCAACGAUGACGUCCGCUACCCUCGCUUCCUUUCUCCAGAGUCUGUGUCCCUCAUCCAGAAGCUGCUGCAGAAGAAUCCUGAGAUGAGACUUGGAGCGGGAGAAGAAGACGCUGCUCAGAUCAAAAGACACAAAUUCUUCCAGUCGAUUGACUGGAACGCUCUCCUGGCCAAAAAGGUGAAGCCUCCAUUCCUGCCGGUCAUCAGAGCGCCGAAAGACGUGAGCAACUUCGACGAGGAGUUCACUCGCCUGAAACCCGUCCUCACCCUCCCGCGGACCACCUACAUCCUCACUGACGAGCAACAAGAGAUCUUUGCUGACUUUGACUUCUCUUGCAUGAGAUGACCGAAGGGAUUCGCCCUCACAGCUGCUGCCUCAUUGUCGUCAUCGUCGUCACUUUGUCAUAAACUGCCUCUACUUUGUCCAAGAGAAACGCCAGUCCUGCCUUUUUCACAUCCGUUCAGCUCCACAUUUCCAAUUGCCUUCCAUCUCUGCGAACAGUUCACUGCAAAACACUACAGAGCCCUCAAGAUACAAGAAACUGCACUUUCAACACAAGCCGGGUCGGCGCUCAGGAGCAGCGUUUAAAUGUUUAACAUAUUUGUGUCUGUCAGAUUGAUAAUAACGACCAUUAAAAGGGAAUUCAUGUAUUUAGAAACCUGGAGCCUCUUGUUUGGAGGGUCUUAAAGGACUGAUAGGUACAAAACGUUGAUUCCUGCAGCGGGGAAACAUGCUGUAAUGGCUGCGACUUAAUCCUGAACUGAAAUAAAGAAAGUUUCAGUCAAUACAGCCUAUUGUUAUGGCUACCAACUGAAACCUCAAAGGUCACAUAUUACACAAAAUCCACUUCUCUAUGUUCCUCUAACUCCAAUAUGUGUCUCUAGUCCGUCCACAAACCCCCCAAUGAUGAGAAAAGUCCAUCGUCUCCGUCUUCUGCCUGCUCCA
Molecule: messenger RNA, 3668 nt
Organism: Labrus bergylta (ballan wrasse)
Lineage: Eukaryota; Metazoa; Chordata; Actinopteri; Labriformes; Labridae
Gene: pkn3
Product: protein kinase N3
Biological process (GO): signal transduction; protein phosphorylation
Cellular component (GO): cytoplasm; nucleus
Molecular function (GO): ATP binding; small GTPase binding; protein serine/threonine kinase activity
Source: RefSeq, a predicted model, not a curated record